This is a messenger RNA of Vigna unguiculata (cowpea), 1947 nucleotides long. RefSeq names its product protein NRT1/ PTR FAMILY 7.1-like. The record is from RefSeq and is a predicted model, not a curated record. Lineage: Eukaryota; Viridiplantae; Streptophyta; Magnoliopsida; Fabales; Fabaceae. Gene Ontology annotation, molecular function: transmembrane transporter activity. Gene Ontology annotation, cellular component: membrane. Gene Ontology annotation, biological process: transmembrane transport.
AUGACAAAAAGUUUUAACCUGGCAGACUUUCCGGGAACAUUUGCCUUAGUAGCUUCUACUUGCUCUUCCCCUUCACCGGAAUUUGACACUAUUCCUGAAGAGUUCGUUAUUUCUGUCACCAAGUUCCGCAAAAGCUCAAUGGAACCGGAAAUCACCGAUUCACACACUGCGCACUCCACCGGCAAUGUUGACGCAAUCGAGGUGACAGGAGAAAAUGAUGGCCACAGAGAGCAGUCACCUACAAAUGGUAGAGAGAGCAAAGGAGGGUGGAACACUGUAUUUAUCUUGCUAGCGAAUCAAGCAUUGGCCACACUAGCUUUCUUUGGAGUUGGAGUAAACUUGGUUUUGUUUCUGACUCGAGUCCUUCGCCAAGACAUUGUUGAUGCUGCUAACAAUGUGAGCAAGUGGACCGGAACCGUUUACAUAUUCUCACUGAUUGGAGCUUUUCUCAGUGAUUCUUACUGGGGCCGAUAUUUAACUUGCUCAAUCUUUCAGAUCAUUUUUAUUCUGGGCUUGGGGAUGUUGUCCCUGACUUCUUGGCGAUUUUUAAUCAAACCAGCUGGUUGUGGCAGUGAAGAAACAAAAUGCAGGGAAGCAUCAUCAGUGGGUGUUGGCGUGUUCUACUUAUCCAUAUAUCUAGUGGCAUUUGGAUAUGGAGGGCACCAACCCACCUUAGCAACCUUUGGCGCAGAUCAAUUCGAUGAGAAGAAGAAAAACCACAAGGAAAACAGAGAUGCUUACUUCGGUUAUUUUUACUUUGCCCUCAACGUUGGAUCUUUGUUCUCCAACACUGUAUUAGUAUACUUUGAGGAUACAGGGAUGUGGACACUAGGUUUCUUAGUAUCCUUGGGCUCAGCUAUCAUUGCUUUUCUUUUAUACUUGGCAGGAUUUAGAAAAUAUAGAUAUGUAAAGGCAUACGGGAAUCCGGUUAUAAGGGUAGUUCAGGUGUUUGUGGCUGCUUUUAAAAAGUUUAAGGUUAAAGCAGGCAAUGAAGACCAACUUUAUGAGGUUGAUGGUCCAGAGUCUGCCAUAAAAGGAAGUAGAAAGAUUAUGCACAGCAACGAUUUCAGAUUCAUGGACAAGGCAGCAACGAUAACGGAGAGAGAUAGAGAUGAUCUCAAGAAUCACUGGCGGCUUUGUACUGUAACUCAAGUUGAAGAAGCCAAGUGUGUGAUGAGAAUGCUACCAGUUUGGCUGUGUACUAUAAUCUAUUCGGUCGUGUUUACACAAAUGGCUUCUCUUUUUGUGGAGCAAGGGGAUGUGAUGAACAACAAGGUUGGAAAAUUCCACUUGCCAGCAGCCACCAUGUCAGUGUUUGAUAUCUGCAGUGUCCUUGUAUGCACUGGAAUUUAUCGCUAUAUCUUAGUUCCUCUGGUUGGAAAACUCAGUGGCUAUCCUGGGGGACUAACUGAACUUCAAAGAAUGGGAGUUGGUCUAAUUAUUGGAAUGCUUUCUAUGGUUGCAGCUGGUGUGACAGAGUUUGCAAGACUGAAGCAAGUUAUACCUGGGGAAAAGGCUAGUUCUUUGAGUAUACUAUGGCAAAUCCCGCAGUAUGUUCUAGUUGGUGCUUCAGAAGUCUUCAUGUAUGUGGGUCAGUUGGAGUUUUUCAACGGGCAAGCCCCAGAUGGCAUAAAAAGCUUUGGGAGCUCACUUUGCAUGGCAUCAAUUUCCCUUGGAAACUAUGUGAGUAGCAUGCUGGUGUACAUGGUCAUGGAAGUCACUGAAAGAGGAGAGAAACCAGGAUGGAUUCCCAAUAACUUGAACGUGGGACACAUGGAUAGGUUUUUCUUCCUCGUUGCAAUACUAACUGCUCUUGACUUUGUGCUCUAUUUAUUCUGUGCUCGCUGGUAUAAGAGCAUCAAGAUUGAAGAAGGUGACGAUAAAAACCAAGAGGACCAGCAGGAAAAUAUAAGUAGAGUUUGAUUAAGUUCUUCAUUUUUUUCAUUU